CUCGGCUGCCGCUGCCUGGCACUGGAACCAGGAAGGCGGUGAGCUUAAACUGAAGCAAGUUUGGAGGACGCCGGCGGCGCUCAGACUUGAAGAAACGUUUCCACGUCUUGGGCCCUUGCGAGUGAACGCGAGGUGUGAGCCCGAAGGCCAGGACCCAGAAAUGGGACGCCGGUCAUCAGAUACUGAAGAAGAAAGCAGAACCAAGAGAAAAAAGAAACACCGUAGACGGUCAUCUUCAAGUAGUUCUUCAGAUAGCAGAACGUACAGCCGAAAGAAAGGUGGAAGGAAAUCAAGGUCAAAGUCAAGAUCUUGGUCCAGAGAUCUUCAGCCUCGCUCACAUUCUUAUGAUAGAAGACGCAGGCAUCGAUCAAGCAGCAGCUCUUCUUACGGCUCUAGAAGAAAACGAAGUCGAAGUCGUUCACGGGGUCGAGGGAAAUCCUAUAGAGUUCAGAGAUCUAGGUCAAAAAGCAGAACAAGAAGAACCUCUGGUGGACAUUUGGGUCUCUUCGUUCUACAUUUGUUCUGCCAGUUGCUUCUUAGGCGAUUGGUCAUAUACAUACUGAGUGUCAUGAAAAGAUGUUUUAUCAUUGAGAUUCCAAAGGAUAUGGAACUCUUCUUUCCAGAGGGUGUCUUCCAUCCUCAAGCUGUGGAAUACAACCUAAAGAACAGAGCUCUCUGGUUAGAGACCAGAACAUUUCUGUUAACUUGUAAAGCUGGUGGGCUGUGUGGGCUGUCAGCUGAUCGCACCAGCAAGGAGAACACUUGGGGCUGCACCUGUGAAGCCACUCUCCCUCCAGCCUGCUGCAAUGGCCAGGGCCACAGGUCCAGGUCAAGACCUCGUCCACGCUCCCAUAGUCGAAGCAGUGAAAGGUCCAGUCACAGAAGAACCCGUAGUCGUUCUCGGGAUAGGGAACGACGUAAAGGCAGAGAUAAGGAGAAAAGAGACAAGGAAAAGGAUAAAGGCAAGGACAAGGAAUCACACAACUUCAAACGUGGGGAAUCUGGAAACAUCAAAGCUGGAUUAGAACAUCUGCCACCAGCGGAACAGGCCAAAGCCAGACUACAGCUGGUUCUUGAAGCUGCUGCUAAAGCUGAUGAAGCAUUGAAAGCCAAAGAAAGAAAUGAAGAAGAAGCAAAGAGAAGAAAGGAGGAAGACCAAGCCACCCUGGUAGAACAAGUAAAAAGAGUAAAAGAAAUUGAAGCCAUUGAAAGUGAUUCUUUUGUUCAGCAGACGUUCAGAUCCAGUAAAGAAGUCAAAAAGUCAGUGGAACCUACUGAAGUGAAGCAUACAACUGCAGCUUCAGGACAAGCAUCAGUAGCUGCUGAUACACCCACUAAUGAAAAGGAAAUAGACCCUAGCAUUAUCCCUACGACCAUCAAGUACCAAGAUGAUAAUUCUCUGGCGCAUCCAAAUUUAUUUAUUGAGAAAGCUGAUGCUGAGGAAAAGUGGUUCAAAAGAUUAAUUGCUCUCCGACAAGAAAGGCUAAUGGGCAGUCCUGUGGCCUAAUUAAUAUACAUAUAGUUGAAUUAAUAGUAACAUUGGAAGUUAAGGUUUUUAAGUCCCAAUAAUAACUUUUUACUUUUAAAAAGAAUUAAGUUAAUUAUAUAAAAAGGUUAUCUCAUUUCAUUCUUUCCUCGGGUAGGAUUGAAUAUUUGUUGAUUUGAAUUUAUUCAAACAUUGUGAAUAUUAAAACUAGUGUAAGUUUUAAGAAUGCGUGCAAAUGUCAUACUGUUAAUAAAGCUAAUCCUAAAAAUA
Manis javanica (Malayan pangolin) is the source of this 1756-nucleotide messenger RNA. It is a transcript of the gene RSRC1, whose product is annotated as arginine and serine rich coiled-coil 1. Gene Ontology annotation, biological process: alternative mRNA splicing, via spliceosome. The record is from RefSeq and is a predicted model, not a curated record. Gene Ontology annotation, cellular component: cytoplasm; nucleus. Lineage: Eukaryota; Metazoa; Chordata; Mammalia; Pholidota; Manidae.